Messenger RNA from Salvelinus fontinalis (brook trout), 2429 nucleotides. RefSeq lists its product as uncharacterized. The transcript is spliced from 6 exons. The record is from RefSeq and is a predicted model, not a curated record. The coding region runs from base 158 to 1306 and encodes 382 amino acids. Lineage: Eukaryota; Metazoa; Chordata; Actinopteri; Salmoniformes; Salmonidae.
GACAGCUGGAGCGUCUUUCAUACCACGUUGGCAUAGUUUUUUUUAAUGUUGUAAAUUGUCAAGUUAUUGAAAUUCAGCACUGCAUCGAAAAUAGAGGAUUUUGUUACAGUACAGUGUAUCUUAGUUUGUUAACUUGAGCCCUGUGUUGUGAAGAGACAUGCAGGCUCUGUUUGGACUGUUGGUGAUGUUAGCAGCAGUGUCUCGUGGCAUGGAGACCCCCUGUGAUGCUACACUGGAUGGAGCUCAGUGUUAUGGAGCUCUGGGAGGAACUGUCUUUCUCCAGCUGAUAAACGUUGCCAGUGGAGUCCCUGACAUAUUAUUAAAAACCGAAUCCAAUGAUGCUGCUAAAAUGAUGCUCAAAGUUAGAAACAAACCCUCAGAAAUAGUGAAAUUCCACAAAUCCAUUGAAACCAGAGCACACUUCUUUAUCAACAACGGGACAUUUAGGAUAGAUAACACAGAAAGGAAUGAUUCUGCUGAAUAUAGACUAGACACAUUUAAUUCAGAUGGGAAAACAUUAGGGACCAGAAUACUACAACUGUUUAUUGAAGCCCCAGUGUCAUCUCCUCAGCUGUCCUCUCAGUGUCUGACCCAUGGAGAGAUGAGGGUGUCCUGCUCCUCUGAGGGGGACAGUCCUCAGUACAGCUGGACUCUGGACGGACACACACAUCGAGACACUGACGCCUCCCCUGGUGACAAGACGAACACCAUAACACUGAAGAGAGGCCAGUCUGGAGAUCUCACCUGCACCGUCAAAAACAACAUCAACAGUGUUACUGUGAGCAAAAUAAUCUCCCCCUGUGAGGGGAUUAUGUAUGUUAACUGCACUUCCAACGGGACAAAGAUAUCAGAGUGGGUGAUUGCCACUGGUAAUACCCUGUGUAUUGAGCUUACAACAGUGGCACACACAACUGUGACAAAUGCCUUCACCAGUAAAACAGAUAAAACAGAGGCAACCAAAGAGAUCAUAGGGACGGUAGCAGGGUCUCUGGCAGGCAUAGUCCUUGUCCUAGUGAUGGUGUUGGUCAUUUACUGUGUCCAGAAGAAAAAGAAACCUCCAAAGACUUCAGUUAAUGUUGACAGUCAGGAUGUGGAAUACGCGAAUAUCAGGAUACUGAAGAAGCAGAUGAGACAGCAGGAAAGAAAGGUGGAGUACAGACAGGUGAAAAUCACUGGGGCUCCCCAUCAGCCAAUGGAGGUGGAGUAUGGACAGAAUAAAACAUUACAGGGUCCCCGGCGGAAGGUAGACACACCUGAGGAGGAGGACUGUGUGUACGCCAGGGUACACACACGCAAAGGCCAUUGAGCAAGGUACUGUCUAGAUUCACUAUGACAGAAGGAGGCUGAUUUGGAGGAAAGUACUACGCAGUUUCCAUCUUCAUAUGGACAUAUCAUCCCUAACAGGUAUUGCGUAUCUUACAGAUUUCGUCCCAUUGUCACUAGAUUCAGGUUUUCAAACGUGGUAAUUACUUAAUUUGCAAUAUGUACACCAAGUCUUAAAGAACAACCAAGUUAAAUCAUUUGACGAACUAAGUUCAGACUUCCAUUUGCCAAAGUCAGAUUUAUUUAGCUAUUUACAGCUAAGAGACUAUUUACUGAAACACCCCAAAUGGGUAAUAACAAAGGGUGAGCCCUCUCCCAUAGAAAAACUCUGAAUCAAUAAUCAGAAAAUGGCAACUAGUAGUAAACAAAUAAAGCUGUACCAAUGUGUUGAUAUCAUGGCACAGCGCAAUACUCUGCAAACUAAGUGCAAGUGGGAAUCUGAACUUGGGGAGAACAUUGAAAAUUAAACUUAGGAGGCAAUACCAUUUUGGGUACUUUCUAACACCAGAAACAAUGGUGAAGAUAAGUAAAGAAAGAACCAGUUAAUACUGAAGAAAAUGUGGGGAAUUGUUCACAAACUAUCCACUUGUUUUGGGGUCUUGUUCUAGAAUGAUGAACUUCUGGAAUUAUGUUUUUGACUUUGUAAACAAUAUAUUUAAAUGCUCCCUGGCAAAGGAGCCAACGAGUGCUUCACUCAAAAUGCUUAUCUAUUGAUUAUACUCUUGUCUGCAGCAAAUAAAUGUAUUACAGUACAUUGGUUAAAUAAGGACAUUCAUACUAUGAAAAAGUGGAAUUGUAGAGUGAAAUAAAUGUAUUUAAUGGUGAUUAAAAUUACUAACAGAUAUAUGUGAAAAAAGAUGUGAACCGCUCCUUGUAAAUAACAUUGUGUAGACUUAAGACUCAUUAGUCUUGAAGCAAACAAACAUGUGAUUGUGAUUACUAAUUUUUGCUUUUCUUUUUUCAAAUUGUAUUUCCUUUCGGUGCUCACCGUGCCUUCAGAACGUUUUCACACCCCUCGACUUUUUCCACAUUGUGUUGUUACAGCCUGAAUUUAAAAUGGAUUAAAAUGAGAUUUUGUGUCACUGGUUUACACACAAUAAUGUCAA